This is a messenger RNA of Sinocyclocheilus anshuiensis, 1931 nucleotides long. RefSeq lists its product as uncharacterized. The transcript has 2 exons. NCBI's taxonomy places the organism in Eukaryota, Metazoa, Chordata, Actinopteri, Cypriniformes, Cyprinidae. Gene Ontology annotation, molecular function: nucleic acid binding; zinc ion binding. The record is from RefSeq and is a predicted model, not a curated record. Bases 306 to 1643 code for a protein of 445 amino acids.
ACUCUGGCCUAUAGAGUGGCUGAUCUUUAAAUAGCUCACUCUUUGUGGCAGUCCCCGCUUACUGCCAUACCACCCUGAGGGCGCUAGAGAGUUGCUGGUGUACAGGAAGUGUUUGGCUGCAGUGGGUGAGAAGGGCUCACCAGACCUCUUUGUGUUUGUUUUGUUAUAAAUACGUCUUUAUUUUCAUCAGUGUACUUUUUUUUUGUGUUUAAGUUUGUCCUCCCAGCAGCGGUUGCUGUUUGGGAGGACCAUCUUUGUUUUUUGUUUUGUUUUUUGCGUCGGUUUUUGUUCUUUUUUUUUUCUCUAUGGAUGGACCAAUGGUAACUGAUACAGCAAUGGCGGGGGAAGCACGGCGGAGGAAUGACAAUGGACUGGAUGAAGGACAAGGAAAUGGUAACGAAAAAGAUAAAGAAACAAGGAGGGAGAGUGUGAAAAGGGUGUAUUUAAAAGAAGCAACGGUGACUGUGGAUGUGGCGCACGUGAAAGACGCGAGGGCCGCAGAUAUCAUCAAAGCAGUGACACAGUGGAUCGGGGAUGGGAGGAUUCCGGCAGUUAGACCGAAACAAACAAAGGAGUACGAGAUAACAUUGGAAAGCGAAGAUGACACAGAGCUUUUAAUAGAUGGACUGAUUAUCAAGGGAGAGAACUGCGAAGUGAAAAGAUUACAGAACAGAGACUACGUUGUCUCCUUCAUGCAUCUGCCCGUCUACCUCGCUGACGAAGAGAUUUUAAAUAAACUGGAGGGAUGGGGAGUUUCCCCAAUUUCAAAAAUGAAGCGGCGUUUUUAUCCGGGCACCAGCAUUGAGGACCGGACGAGAUAUGUAAAGACGCAGUUCCCGAAGGAGGUGGCCUCCCUCCCUUACAGCACAAAAAUAGAAAUGGCAGAGGGUCCACAAUACUUUCGGGUGAUGCACAGCCAUCAGGUGAAGACCUGUCGGCUGUGCAUGAGCCCAGACCAUGUGGUGAAGGAUUGCCCGGAGUUCAAGUGCUUUAAAUGUGAGGAGAGGGGGCACUUCACGGGGAACUGUAACGCCGUGACGUGCCCGGAUUGCAAUUUGGUUUUAAAUAAGUGUGAGUGUUGGAUGGAGGGCGAGGGCGAGGAGGAGGAGGAAGAGCAGCAGGUGGGCGGGCGGGUGCAUGAACGAGACAACGAGCAGCGAGAGGACGAAUCAAGAGUACGAGGCGAAGGACCAGAAUCAAAUAACAAUACAGAACAACAGAAAGAGUGUAACGAACAGGACAUACAAACACAACAGGACGGGGGGAUUUGGACACAGAUCGUUUUGACUGACAGCUUGCAAAGUGCUUUGGAUACUGUGGAACUGGACGAUCAAAGGAAUAAAGAAUUGAGCGAUGCACAACAGGAGGGAAUUUUAUUUACACAGAUGGAUGUGACUGACAGUUUGCAAAAGGUGUUGGACACUGUGGAACUUAACGAUCAGAGUAAUAAGGAACAAUCUGCUACAAAGGAAAGUGAACAAGGAAAAGAAAACGAGGAGACACAGGGGAAAGCAUCAAAAAGAAGAAGAUCCGUAAAGGUAAUGCCCAAUUUAGAGACUGCAAAAAAAAGAGUGCUUAAAGAUGAUGGUAUUGAGUGUACGAAUAAGUAUGAGUUGUUAAAGGGUUUGGAGGAGAUGGACUGAGUUUAUGGGUUUUACGUAUGUUUUUAUAUGUUUUAUGCUUUUAAGAAUUGUUACUUUUAAUGCUAGAGGGCUUUUGGACAUAAGAAAAUUUGAAAAAGUGAAAGAAAUGUGUAAAGGAGAAGAUGUGAUUUUACUACAAGAAACUAACUGGAGGGAAGGGUACAUGACUGAAAUAAGGAAACGGUGGAGUGGAGGGAUUUUAUAUAAUAAUGGUGAUGGGAGGCUGGGAAGAGGAGUUGCGGUUUUAAUAAAAGAAAACUGGUGUAUCAUGUAAAACCAUGUAUAAUG